Messenger RNA from Oxyura jamaicensis (ruddy duck), 1399 nucleotides. RefSeq names its product granulocyte-macrophage colony-stimulating factor receptor subunit alpha-like. The coding region runs from base 325 to 1179 and encodes 284 amino acids. Gene Ontology annotation, biological process: cytokine-mediated signaling pathway. Gene Ontology annotation, cellular component: external side of plasma membrane. The transcript has 11 exons. The record is from RefSeq and is a predicted model, not a curated record. NCBI's taxonomy places the organism in Eukaryota, Metazoa, Chordata, Aves, Anseriformes, Anatidae. Gene Ontology annotation, molecular function: protein binding; cytokine receptor activity.
AAAUAACACUGUCAAAGCACAGAAGAAUAUGCCUCUGAGGCAAAUUUAUGGCUUCCGUCCCUUCUGUGCCCCUUUACUAUAACCGCCACAACGAAACAUCUUUGCAAGGAGAAGAUACAACUCCUACAGUUUGUAAUAUACACAGAAGUGAUGGAGCUAAUCUAAGUUGACUCAAAAAAGUGAAGAAAGAAUGAUAGAUAGAAGCAAACAUAUAAACAAAGAAAAGAAAACACUGCUUAAAAUAGUGUGUUGUUAUAGAGUUGGGUGCAAACACAAUCAUCACAUCAGUUCCACUCAAAAAUAAACAGCACCUUGAAGGAAGACAUGAAUGGCACAGCCAUAGAAAAUUUUAUCUGUGUGAUAUAUAAUGUUUCCUUCAUGAACUGCACUUGGCAUGUGAGUAGGACAGUUCCAGGAGAUACCCAAUAUUUCUUGUACUGGAAGAGCUCACGGAAAGAAGAUUUCAUAGGAUGCCAGAAUUAUGUCAAAGAUAAUUGUGGAAGGCACACAGGAUGUAGAUUCCAAAAUGUGACAAUAGAAAAUAAGAAUGCUUAUUUCCUGGUAAAUGGAAGUGGACAAAAUAUUCAGUCCUACAAGAAUAUGAUUGCUCUGUACAAAAUUGAGAAGCUCACCCCUCCAUUAAAUAUCACUGUGGACUGUACAGGACUUUCUCAUAUUUGUGAAAUUAAAUGGCAACCACCUCGUACAAGUCAUGUGAAAAGAGACACUUGUUUCAAAUAUCAAGUGGUCAUAGAAAAGAAGGCUGAUCCUGAGAAAGGCAUCAAAGACACAUCUAAAAUGGAAACUAACAUCACUGGAAACUCCUACAUAUUUGACAGCUUCAGUGCAGAGAAAAGAUACAGCAUCAAAAUCAGAGCUACUGACAAUGGUUGCUUAGUGAGCAAAAACUGGGGAGAAUGGAGUACACCUGUAGAGUUUGGAGGAGAACAACUUAUGUCUACUUCAUCAUAUGUGCUACUUUUGGUAUCAGGACUGGCAGCAAGUUUCGUAUUUUUUCUCUGUGCAGUAAACAUCUAUUUGAAAAUAGUACCUGCUAGAGUACUACAGCCAAAAGACCCAUUCCAUGAGAUCGCUCCAAUGAAUUUCCAGACAGAAUAUGAGAAUCAAUUAAUAAAGCAUGAAACUGAAGAAAUAACCAUUAUUGAAGAAGUGGCAUAAUGGCAUGCAAAUGAAGAGAGUUGGACUUUUUUAUUUUUCUUUUUGUUUUCACAUGAACAAUUAUGUAUCUUGUUGGCAAUAAUUUACAGGUUUUUCAUAUUGUCCCUCUUGUAAGCAGAGAUAACAGCUUUGCCUGUAGAGGCAGCUCCUUAGCAACCAGUUUUUGAAAAACUCUUUGUAUUUGCUUGCAUUUUCCAAAAAUAUUUUCAGUUGUAUGGAC